AUGAUUUCUCCCGCCGAUCAAGUACUCAUCGACCGUACGAAGGAUCGUGCACCAUCAGCCAUGGAGGUCGACGAUGAGCAAAAUCCUAUACAGGAGCAAGAACAAGAACGAGAUGCGUUUCUUCAAUUCAUCGAUUACUCCAAGUCGAUGUUAUCACCAGACGAAGACGAAAACGAAGAAAAUUCGAGCGGGCCAGGUUGGAGUUGGAUCGCAUCUCGGAUCCUAAGGACUUGUAUCGCUUAUUCGAGCGGUGUCACCUCUGCAAUUCUUCUCUCCGAUCUCUCUCAGGCUUGGAAUGAGCAGCACAAGAGUGGAGCUCCGAAGAAAAGGCCGGAAUUUAUUAAUCAGUUGAAAAAGAAGCAUAAGAGAGCGAAGCUUCCGAACACAGUUACGAUUGAUUCGAUUUAUGAGAAGAAAUUCUUGUCGUUGAGCAGUGUGGUUGAAGCUGUUAUUGUCGAUGCUUUUGUUCUUCCCGGGACAAAUAUCUACAUGCUUACUUUGGGGGAUUUUUGGAGCUCUAAUACCAUUGAUCUAUAUCUACACCGCAGGUUUUACAACUUAGCUGAUCCUAACAAUGGCAUUCUGAAAAAAGGGCGGGAGGUUUUCCUCACAGGAUGCUAUCUUCGGACUGCAUCUGAAGGAUCUGGUCAUCCACGACUUUUACCAACUGAAUAUCUUGUAAUAUUGUUAGAUGAGGACCAAGAUGAUGAUGCAAUGCUGCUAGGGGCACAGUUUUGUUCAGAUUCAUUCUCUUCCAUUACUCUUGAUGCAGCCAACAAAGGGAUCUCUUUUUCAUUGUAUGCAAGGAUUGAAUCUAUUAGGUCACUGGAAAGUCGGGGAAAGAAUGGUAAUUUGCAGACAAAACAAAUCACUCUUGUUGAUAAUGAUGGUGUUAGGUUGAAAUUUCUAUUAUGGGGUGAGCAGGUUCUGCUUGCCAAUCUUUUCAGGUAA
Molecule: messenger RNA, 951 nt
Organism: Ilex paraguariensis (yerba mate)
Lineage: Eukaryota; Viridiplantae; Streptophyta; Magnoliopsida; Aquifoliales; Aquifoliaceae
Source: the annotation of a GenBank genome assembly